Molecule: messenger RNA, 4138 nt
Organism: Williopsis jadinii
Lineage: Eukaryota; Fungi; Ascomycota; Saccharomycetes; Phaffomycetales; Wickerhamomycetaceae
Gene: NTE1
Product: lysophospholipase
Exons: 1
Coding region: 111-4112 (1333 amino acids)
Biological process (GO): phosphatidylcholine metabolic process
Cellular component (GO): endoplasmic reticulum
Molecular function (GO): phosphatidylcholine lysophospholipase A1 activity
Source: RefSeq, a predicted model, not a curated record
GCAAGCUGUGCUAACUCUACAUCCAGUGCAAAAGUAAAGGGUCAAUUGUUGUGAUCUUUGCAGACCACUGCGGAAGCUUUAGACCUGUUUCACAGCCACUGCCUAUAGAAAUGGACAUGGACUCAUUGCCGAUACGGUUGGAAGGGAUCAAAGAUGACGGUGUUGAUAGUACUGUUGCAUUAUCCAAGACUCCACACUCAGCGGUAGAUUUGUUCAAAGGAGUCUGGAGGCUGUCAUGGCGGUUACUCCAUAGAGUGGUUCUGCUCGUUCCUAAUUUACUGAUCAAGCUGCUACAGACGCGGUUCAGCUUCACGCUUCGGCUCUCAUCGAUACUGAUCACACUUGGCGUGUGUUUUGUACUGGCGUUGCUGUUUAUACGCUAUAGAGCGCUGACAGGGUAUUCGAAAGCCGUUGAAGAAAAGAGGGAGGUGAACCCAGUGGACACAUUGAUAGCAUCACACGACAAGGAUGAAAAGAGAAGGUUUGGAAGCUACUUGGACGAAUUUCUCAUUGCGAUAAAGAUAUUUGGAUACUUGGAGAAGCCGGUAUUUAACGAAUUGACACGGAGCAUGCGCACUCAGAAAUUGGAGAGGAACGAGGUGUUUGAUCUGGACGAUGAUCUCGGCUUUGCUAUAGUUGUUGAAGGUAAUGUUCAGAUAUUCACCAAAGUUGAUAAGAAGGAUGCCCCCAUCUCCAACGAUGAGGAGUUUGGUGGUGAAACCCUCAUACUGAACGACCAUAGAUACCAGUUGUUAAACGAGGUCAAGACGGGUAACCCACUAUCGUCCUUGUUGAAUAUCUUGACUUUGUUCACAAAUGAUGAAGCUCACUCAAUGGGUCUGAACUCGCCUUCCUUUAGACAUAAGUCUUUGGACAAUUCAUGGAUACCCGCUACAAAGGUUGAUGACAUUGCACCACUAAAUCUAGACAAUGAGGCAGUGUUAUACGAUGAGACACCACGAAUUAUAGCAAGGGCUACAUCAGACUCAACUGUAGCGAUUAUUCCAGCAGAUGCCUUCAAGAGGCUCAAGAGGAAACAUCCAAGGGCAUCUUCUCAUAUUGUUCAAAUGAUAUUGACGAGAUUAUACAGGGUUACUUUCCAAACAGCCCACAAUUAUUUAGGAUUAACCAUGGAAUUGUUUGAGACUGAAAAGAAGCUCAAUAGCAAUUCAAAGUUGGAUUUGGAACCUUAUCUCUACGAAGACAUUAUGAAGAGAACAACUGAGGAUAAGGAUACGAUUGAAAGGGGAAGACAAGACAUCCAACGACCAGCUUCCAGAAGAUCACAGAAUUCAUCCACAUCAGGGAGGGAAUCAAGUGCACAUAUAAAAGCUCCUUUACUUGCAAGAACAGCAUCACAGCACGUUGUGUUAGAUUCAAGGGACUCUUUCAACCCAGGUGAUUUGUUGUCGAACGUUCCACUAUCAAGAAGACCAUUAUCAUACUACCAAUUGAAGGAUACAGAGGCGAACAGAUCCUUUUCAUCCCAUAAUGAAACAAAUGAUACAAAGCUUUACAGAUCUUUGGUUGAAGGUAUCUUCAAGUUCUUAGGGAUCACAGAAGAAUCCUUAAAGCCAAAGAAAAGCUUCACAGGCAAUAGCAGUACAAUAAAUAGUCCAAGCAUUGCUGACAUAGGAUUAUUUCAUUCUUUUUCCACUCGUGAAAGUACACCGAUAUCUAAUGGUUCCAACUCAACAAAGACCCGAACUUUUUCAAUCAACAGUUCAAAUGUCAACGAUGAUUACUCAAAUGAACAGGUUGAUUACGAAAGUGCUAAAAAUGACUUUUCAGAGAUAAUUGAAAUUAAAAGGUAUGACACUGGUGCGAUUUUAAUUCAACAAAACUUGAAAACAACUGGUAUCUAUUACGUUGUCAGUGGUAUUUUAGAUGUGUCUUACAAAGAUGAAGUCACAGGUAAAGAACAUUUCAUCUAUGACGUUAAACCCGGUGGUGUUGCAGGGUACAUGGGGUCGUUAAUAGGUUACAAAUCGUUUGUUACCGUCAAAGCACGCACUCCGGUUGUUGUGGGUUUCUGUUCAGAUAAGGAUGUCGAAAGAUUAUGCGAAAAGUAUUUCAUGAUCUACUUAACAGUUGCAAGAUCGCUGGUUCUCUCCUUGACCCCAAAGAUUGCGAGACUCGACUCUGCACUCGAAUGGAUACAGUUGGAUGGAGGUGAAACUUUGUUCAAACAGGGGACUUCUGCGAAUGGUAUUUACAUCAUCUUGAGUGGGCGUUUUAGGUCUAUAAAGGAAGAUCCAUUCACGAAAGAGAUUACAAUGAUGAGGGAGUACAGUAAAGGUGAAAGUUUUGGAGAAGUUGAGGUGCUUACCGCAGCAAAACGUUCAUCAACGUUUGUUGCAGUUAGAGAGUCAGAAGCUGCUAGAAUUCCAAGAACUUUGUUCGAGAUAUUAUGUUUGGAGAACCCAUCAAUCAUGAUCAAAGUCUCCAGAAUUGUUGCACAUACGGUUAAAGAAGAGGCCCCCCAGAGUGGACUCAAUGUUCCAACAAAUUCUAAAGGUAAUGGGCUGCAAAAAAAUUACAAGACAAUCACCAUAUUACCAAAGAUCCAAGGAAUCCCUGUGACUGAAUUUGCAUCCAAACUAAUCCAGUCACUCAAGAAUAUUGGUGUCUCUGUUAUAGGACUUGAUCAAUCUUCUACUUUAAAUUAUUUGGGAAAGUAUGCAUUUGAUAAACUCUCCACCUUACGUCAGUCUGGAUUCUUUUCAGAUUUGGAAGAAAGGUAUGAAAUUGUUGUUUAUAUUGCUGAUACUUCAGUGAACUCAAGUUGGACCAGUACUUGCAUCCAACAAGGUGAUUGUAUCUUGUUACUCGCAGAUGCUCUCUCUGAUCCUGCAGUUGGAGAAUAUGAGAGAUUAUUACUCAAGACAAGAACCAUGGCACACACAGAGCUAGUGUUGUUACAUCCAGAGAAGUUUGUUGCUCCUGGAUUAACAGCCAAAUGGCUCAAGAGUAGAAUCUGGGUUCAUUCUCAUCACCACAUUCAGUUGACUCAUAAGAACUUGGCUGUAGGUACACAUAAUGACCAUAUGACCUUUGCCGAUAAUAUUAGAAGUACCGUGGAAACGUUCACGUCAAAGUAUAUGAACAUGAAUCACAAGAAAUUCUACACAUCUUCUUUACCACACAAGAACGAUUUUAUGAGAUUGGCGAGAUUGCUAUCUGGUCAAGCAGUUGGACUUGUGCUUGGAGGUGGUGGUGCACGUGGAUUCAGUCAUUUAGGUGUCUUAAGAGCAUUACAAGAGAACGGCAUACCGAUCGACAUCAUUGGUGGUACCUCUAUUGGUGCUUUUAUUGGUGGGUUAUACGCCAAAGAUUACGACUUGGUACCUAUUUAUGGAAGAGCAAAGAAGUUUGCAGGUCGUAUUGGGUCUUCUUGGAGAUUGUUGAGUGACCUAACCAUCCCAAUAACGUCUUAUACCACAGGGCACGAAUUCAACCGAGGUAUCUGGAAAUCGUUUGGCGAUUCACGUAUUGAAGAUUUCUGGAUUCCAUACUUUUGCAAUUCCACGAAUAUCACAAACUCUUGUAUGGAGAUCCAUACAUCAGGAUUUGCGUGGAGGUUUAUACGUGCUUCUAUGUCACUCGCAGGGUUGCUUCCACCUAUGACACAUGAUGGUUCCAUGCUACUUGAUGGUGGAUACGUUGAUAAUCUCCCCGUGGAAGAGAUGAAGAAGAGAGGUGUCUCAAUCGUGUUUGCCGUUGAUGUUGGGUCCGUUGAUGAUCGUACGCCAAUGAAAUAUGGUGAUUCGCUAAGCGGCUUAUGGAACCUUGUCAACCGCUGGAACCCAUUUUCUUCGUAUCCUAAUGUUCCUGCAAUGUCAGAGAUUCAGCUUCGUUUGUGCUAUGUCGCCUCUGUCAAUGCCUUGGAGAAGGCUAAGAGUACGCCAGGCGUGAUCUAUCUCCGGCCACCUAUUGAAAACUAUGCAACGUUAGACUUUGGCAAGUUCGAUGAGAUCUACAAUGUUGGGUCUGUGUACGGACACAUGGUCCUGAAAGAGCUCAUUGACUCUAACAAGAUGCCAAAGAUUGCAGGCACUGGUGAAUUAGAGAAGUCUCUUGCGCCGGUUAUUCAAAGACGUAAUAGUAUUUAGAAAGCUUGAUAUCUACAUGAGCUCAU